Messenger RNA from Porites lobata, 26397 nucleotides. Lineage: Eukaryota; Metazoa; Cnidaria; Anthozoa; Scleractinia; Poritidae. The record is from the annotation of a GenBank genome assembly.
CCACUUCUUCACUACAAUGGAUCCUAAAAGAAUUAUGAAAAUGUCUUAAAAGGCUUUACACGUCGGUUAAGGUCCUACGGCGUGCUAUUCCAUGACAUUUACUGGCUUGUAUAUUCAGCUGUAUAUUUCAAGUUCAGCACGCGCGGUUGCGACCGGAAGCCACCAUGAGUAACCAAUUUUACCUAAAAUAAUGAGACAAAAAGCUUUAAUAACCGUAAACCAUUGAAAUUAAACAUUUAUCAUACCCUCAAGAGAUAAUAUUUGUGUUUUGACCAGCGAAAAAAGAGCAAAUUCAAGAAAAAAUGUCCCAUCUUCGCAGGACUUAGCAUAAAGAAAUUGAAACCUUCGUCUUUCAUCUUGGCGGAGAAAGGGCAGAAAAUGCGAUAUUUCAAAACGAUCAAACCCAUAAAAAUCGCGGGGUCGAAAGAGGUCGGAGCGUGGAAUUAGUAUCAAGCACCCCUUUUCCGCCGAUUUAAAUAAUUUAUUCAGGGCAAAACCUCGCAGGAAUAAAGACAGUUUUCGAUAAUUAAAAGGCAUCUAAAUAAAUAUUCACUUGCGAGUGAAAACAGCAUGGCUUAACAGGGUCGUAAACGAGAGCAAUAAUACGUGAAAUGACCAUGGAAACAUUUUACAUUAUUAAUCAGAUACCAAAGAUUACAUGUAACAGGGCUCAUUCAAACUUACCUUGGAUGAGCUGCAUCUUGAAAUUGAGGUCGUUGAAAAUCUCCCUCGAAACCCUCGAACGCUCUUUCCACCGCGGAGAGAAGACAAAGAUUUGCCGCGAAGCAUCAUGGUAUAUAUGAAAUUCCCCCCUUUGGCGAAAUCUAAGUACAGCAGUUCACAGACUACUACGACACUCUUUCGUUCUUACAGUUACCUGUCCAGUUGCAAAGUCGGCCCUCUCUCUCGGUUGUUGUUCCGUUUGACGUAACGAAAUGGCAGCAGAGGAAAUCAUUACGGACAAAACCAUCGGCCCUGCGCUCCAGAACUACGCCAAUUCGCGAGGGUGGAUUGAUGCACGAGCCAAUGAGAUUCGACGGGAACUUAAACAGGUAAGAAAGGAUAUAUUCAACACAUACCGAGAACAAGAAUCGCCGAAAGGCGAUUUUUAACUGGGCUGCCAUAGGGCUAUUUUUUCUGAGGGGAGGGGGCCGCUAUACGCAUUCAGGCUACCAUAAAAACUUGUCGCCGACCGUUGCGUAAGACAGAAUGUCAUGUGAGACUGAAACAUAAACUCAUGCAGAACACUGUACCCUUUUGAAAGACUUUCGUAACAAAAAAACGAGUACCAUUUUUAAGAGGGGACUGUAUAAUAACUUUUAAAUUCCACCAUUAUGAAUAAAAAUAAACAAGUUAGCCAUUAAUUCUAAGAAGGAAACGAUUCGCAUUAUUUUCACGCACCCCUCCCCCAAUCACUCUACUUCUCCCAAAAUAUAGCGUGACAGCGUAACGUGACUAAUUUGAUGUCACCGGAAGUUCCAAAAACUAUUGUUGUUCUACGAGUAGGGGUAUGAGUAGUUGUAGGGUCAGCUACUCGCCACUGAGCUGAUUUACACUAGACAGAAAUAUUGUAUUGUAUGAAACCCAGAAGUUUACCAAAACAGACACCCAACUGUCCAUUGAUCCCGAUCCAGGGGCCUCACUGACUGCACUGAGACUUUACUAUAGACGAUCCUAAUUUGCGGUCUACAGUCUACAUGAAAACGCACUAUUUUUUCCACAAGAUAAAGAAUAUUCAGUUUUAAGAUUUUCCUCUCGGUAUUUUUCUCUAACUUAAAGGAAUAACACCCUUUGCAUUCUGUGACCUAAAAAAGGUUUAAAGAUUUCUCGCUCGCAUGUUGCUUUCAUCAGCACGCACUUUAAUUUAAAAAAAAUUAAUAUAAAUAGAUGAAAAGAUCGAUAACAUAUACUGUUUCAUUACAUGAACGCGGACGUGACUCUUGCUUCAUGCGAUGAUGUUCAAAAAUUGUUUUGUGCUGCAGAAGCCGCAAAAACUGUUCACUUCUUCGGCAAUUUCAGGCGCCAUUGGCUCGUAAAUUCACCAAUAUCUUUAACUUCUUGAGGAACUUUUUGGAUGCAACAUUCUGUCGUAGAAAUGGUUUAAAAUGAAAGAUAGUUAAGGCCCAAGUUUGUACCGCGAUGCUCGCAGGUUUUCGCCGGCACCUUUCCCGGGGGUACUCCCGCGAAUUUUGGAUAGGGGUGUGCCGCGAAGGUACGUGAACCCUAACCCUAUUUAAGGACUAGGAAAGCGAAAACUGAUACCCUUUUUAAGGCCCAAAGCCGAAAAAUGACACCCUAUUCAAGGAAAGAACAAAAUUAUUCAUAGCAUGAAAAGGAAAACUUUAUUUCUUCUCUGUAACAUUGGAUGUAUAGCAUCAAGCAUAAAAUACUAAAAUACUUAAACGGAUACAUCAAGUUUUAAAAAAACCGUUCGUUUAGGCAGGCGUUUUCACACUCCACUAUUAGAUAAUAGAAUUAAGCUACCCUAUCUAAGGACCACACCAGGGACACAGAAACAAAAGGGUAAAAAAAGAUACCCUAUUUAAGGACCGAGAACCUCAAAAACCAUACCCUAUUCCGCGGCACGUACCUAUAUAGCCCAUAUAUGGGAGUACCCCCCCCCCCAGGCACCUUUCUCUUUGCGUACAAUGGCUUAAAUAUUGGUAAUUUUAGCUCAUAUACAGUGUUUGUAUGGCGAGAUCAAUAUUACUGUUGAACGGCGCUAGCGUAAUUUGCCAAUUAACCGAGAGAAAAUGAGUAAAGACCUCAAAACUUCGCACAAUAACAGGUAUAUGAAAUUCCUUUCCAGUUCAAUUUAAUUUUUAAGAAUUUUUCUCUCGCCAUAGAAAUCCUUAUUAGAGUCAGACAUUUUUAAAGGCCAUUGGGAUCCACAAUGCGCAUGCUUAAGGGCCAUACUGUCCUCAAUUUCCGCCCAUGCAACUUUUUCAUUCUGAGCAAUUUCUCUAGUUAUCUUCUAGUUCUGAUCCAGAUAUCGGAGCAGCUUUUAGUGCUUAAAUUGGCCUUUCUUCUAUAUUUCACAAUGUUUUAGUAGACAAUUUAUGAAUUUCCUGUAAAAAAAAGGAGCCAAAACCUCCCCCUUGAGCAGAUCAUGGGCGCAAGAUAAAAGUAGCUGGGCUGCUAGGCAAGUGGUUGUUAGAGAAAAUUCAAAAUGGUGGACGAAGAUUCACACUCGACGGGACUUGAAUGUCUCGGGUGAAGAAGUUCGUUCAACAAUUUUUUUUGGUUUAAAUUGGAGCCAAAGUUGUUUAGCACCGCUUUUGACGCCUCAAAAUUGCACAAAAAUGCUUUGUGGAACAACUUUUGAGCAACUUUCGUGACAAAAAGCAACUUUUGAUUGUUUUUUAAGCAAGUUUCGAGCACCUUUCUGAGGAAUAACGGGGAAACUCUUUGGAAAAUCUCGAGCUACCUGUGGAAAGCCCAAGGCUGGAUCGCAAGGUACUGCACAAAACUGCGCUGCUUAGUUGCAGUUGGACAGAAAGUUGCGGAAAAGCCAUGAAAGCCCGAUUUGCACUUUUGUGUACUCUUAAGGUGGCUCAACCCAGUAUUUUAAUAGGCACACCGGCCUCCAUCUUUGAAUCUCUUAUACUUAUACAAAUAGAUCUUUAAACACAUGAAAACGAAUGAAUCAGGGUAAAACGUAAUGCUGAACUCUGUUUGUAAUUUUAAGGUUACUUUCACGAAAACAGCGAUUAAAACAAAAUUCGUGGAUAGAUUUUUUAAAAAAAGUUUCAGUACAUUAGUUGAUCAGUGUACUAUUAAAUCCCCGAAUUUCGUGUCGAUUGAAAACUGUUAAAGUUUUGUUACACAUAUUACAACCCUACCUUCCUAUAACCAGGGGCACCCAACGACCAAUUUGUUGUAAAAUGUAUUAUUAUACCCCCAUUAAUGAAAAUAAAUGUUAUUAAGGCAUCUUCACGUGUUUUUCAGUGUUGCUGGGAAAAUAUUAUCUGUUCCUUUUUCCCAGCAAGACACACAAGAAAUUUCCCAGCCAGCUAGAUAAAAUUGGUUGGUUUCCCAGCCAGCUGAUCAAAUUUAUUUCCCAGCCAGGAAUUAAAUUAAUUAAUAUAAAUGAAAGGAAUAAUAAUGAUGAUAACAAUAACAAUACUUAUAUUAAUGUGGCUAAAUGUAAUUUAGGCAAAGUUAACCUCGAAACAAUGCUGGUUUGCAGUUUUUCCUGCUAUACGGGCGGUGGCCCGAUGCCUCUAGCAGGGGCACCUCGUGAAGCAGUUGCUUGCUUGCAGUUCUUUGCAAAGUGUUGUUGCAAUAGCCUGCUAUUUGCGUGUCAUUCUGUUUUUUUUUUUUUGACAAACAGCUGUAAUUCUUGUGUUAGUAUAUGAUACUCUAAAUGUACUGCUGUCUGAAGCAGUCUAAAUUUUAGGAGACUUUUGUGAGCCUGGAAAGUGAGCGCAGAAUUCAUAACACCUAGCAGCAUUGUACACAUGGCAAUUGUUUAACAUACUUGCUAGGAUAAACCAAGGUAAUCCCCAGUUCCUUGCUAUUUCCACAGCCUGAAAAAUAAUAUUAAAAACGAAAAAAUAAGAGACAAAAGUUAAUUGACUACAGCCAGCAGCAAUACUGAUUGAGUGUGAUGUUUUCAGAUCUAGUUAUAGCUUACUAAUCAAAGCUAUUGUUAUCACAGGGGCCACACACAAAGUGCAUGACCCUUGGUAUUAUUGAAUUCAGAAGCAAUGUAUGAGAAUAGCAAGAAGUUCCAUAAUUAUUACUGUACUAUUCUGUGAUCAAUAUUAUAUUUUCAUAUAAGAUGAGGAUAAACCAACCUUUAUCUGAAAUGAAGUGCUGUUGUUGUUGAUGGCUGGAAAUGGCAAAUUUUAGCGAUUUUUUCCUGAGCAAUGCAAGUCCUUGAAAUUGAAGGUUAGUUUAUUCUCAUUUGACAUGUAAAUAUUCAUUGCAGAAUAGUAUAAUCUUAUGGAACUUUUUGCAAUUCUCAUACAUUUCUUCUAAAUUCAAUAAUACCAAGGGUUACCCACUUUAUGUGGGCAUCCUGUGAUUGGUGGUAUUUGUAAAAAGUAGACUCCACCCCUUUAAAUUUUUAAGUGUAGAAACCUUACGCUUAAGUUGAAACAUAUUUAUUUAUCAUAAAUGUCUGCGCCAAACAACAACAAAAAAAAAGGUUGAGGUAGCAAUCUAUUUGUUAUCAUGGUGCUGCAGUCAACCAAUUUAGCUAUAUUGUAUAUCUUUCCACAUCAAUUGAAAAAUAAAAAAAAUUCCUUGAUUCGCCUAAUAUGACAGUCAUUAUUUAUAAAUUUCCUCCACACAAUACCAGAAUACUGAAAUGGAUGGAUAACAAGAUCAGUAAAAUUUCUGCAGGCCAUAAUUAGGUCUAGCAGUUGAACUGGUCCAAAUGAAUGAAUUUCUCCACGCUACAAAUAUUUUUUUAUUUUAUCAAAAUUUAAAAUGUUACCAUGAUUGGACAAACUGUUAAGCAUCUUCCUCCCAAUGACAUGGAUGUGCGUCCAUUCACAUUAAAGGAAAAGGGAAACUUAAUAGACAACUGAAUAGAGGGCCACAAAGGAAGCAAAGUUCUCAGCGCAAACCAUGAAAUCCCUAACUCAACCAGAUGGAAGAGAGAGGGUCAUAUAAGAAUGAACAAAAAAAGAAUACCCAAAGUCACAAGCCUAACCCAACCUGGUGGAAGAGAGAGGGUCGUAAGAAUGAACAAACAAUGAAUGCCCAUCGUCACAAGCCUUAAUCAACCCGAUGGAAGAGAGAGGGUCAUAAGAAUGAACAAACAGUGAAUGCCCAUCAUCACAAGCCUAACCCAACCUGAUGGAAGAGAAAGGGUCGUAAGAAUGAACAAACAGUGAAUGCCCAUCGUCACAAGCCUAAAUCAACCUGAUGGAGGAGAGAGGGUCGUAAGAAUGAACAAACAGUGAAUGCCCAUCGUCACAAGCCUAACCCAACCUGAUGGAAGAGAGAGGGUCGUAAGAAUGAACAAACAGUGAAUGCCCAUCGUCACAAGCCUAACUCAACCUGAUGGAAGAGAGAGGGUCGUAAGAAUGAACAAACAGUGAAUGCCCAUCGUCACAAGCCUAACCCAACCUGAUGGAAGAGAAAGGGUCGUAAGAAUGAACAAACAGUGAAUGCCCAUCGUCAUAAGCCUAACUCAACCUGAUGGAAGAGAGAGGGUCGUAAGAAUGAACAAACAGUGAAUGCCCAUCAUCACAAGCCUAACCCAAUUUGAUGGAAGAAAGGGCAGUUUCCUGGUGUACCGGUUCACAAAGUUUCUAAAACAAUAGAUAACAAUAGAAUACAAUAAGCCACAUGAACAAAGAACAAUAAAGAACGAACAAUAGAUCUGUGAUAUUUCUGUAACACGAAAAUACUCUGAAGAAAGAGGGUCGUAAGAAUGAACAAACAUUGAAUCCCCAUUGUCACAAGAAUAACUCAAUCCAAUGGAAGAGAGAGGGUCGUAAGAAUGAACAAACAGUGAAUGCUCAUCGUCACAAUCCUAACUUAGCUUUGUUUUGUACAGAGACAGAGUAUGACUAAAGAUUGUUGAAGAGGAGAAGUAAACAAUCUGCCAAGUAAAAAAGAAUUAGUGCUGUUGAAUUGGUCACAAUAACAAUUAAUUUUUACUGUCAAUGUAUGUGUUGAUUGAUCAGUAGUUAUUACUGACACAUACAUUGUAUGAACAAUAGUAUUAAUGUCUUAAUUAAGUACUCAAUCCAAUACAAAACAACUGAGCAUCAGAUACAUUCUGACAAAUAAAACCACAGUCUGGCCAGAACCAACAAAAUUUGCUUAGUCAGAGAAAAGAAAAACUAUAGUUAACACCAUAGUAAUUCAUAUUUUAAUCCAUUUGCAUCCAAGCCGUCUUUUCCCAUCCUCACGUGCAAGUGGGUUCCUCACGUGCAAGUUGACAAUGACCAUUUUUUCAAACUGAAGUCGUUAAUUGGGGUUUCCUUAUUUUUGGCUGAGAAUUUUAGCUUAUGAAAAGCAAGCUAAAAGCGUGACACAGCUCUUAUUAUUUGUCAGUGUAUGUUUGUUAUCUGCCUUCUGGCUACAUAUACAAAGGCUGGUUUCUAUGUUAACACAAAAACAGAGGCUUUGCUGGAGUUGUCGAGAGAAACAAACCGUUUUUUUAGCGAAAUAACUUGCAUUAAAAUAAGUACGAAUUUUUCUUGAUUCUUACCUUGUGUGUGAGGAAACACCUACUCGAUCCGGUGACUGCCUACACGGCCUAACUGUAAACAAAAAUACUGCUGUCAGUUUUUUAAAAUUUGUUGGCUAAGUUCGCUUCAACUGUAAAACGCUGAACACACACUACAGGGCACCGAAACUUAAAUCUGUGAAUGAAAAUACAAAUUACUGCUGUUAGAUUCACUCGAUUCGUCUCAAUUCAGUGUAGAAGAACAUCACGAGAACUUAAGCAUACAGAUAAAAUAACAAUGGGAAUUAAUCUUACAUGUAAAUGAGGAAAGUUCUUCGAUCUGUACAUGUGCAGACAUCCGCGCGCUUUGAAAUCCCUCGCAAAAAUAACCGACACAAAACCGGUUUUUUCCGCAAACGCGAUCUCUCUGGCCAGCCGUCAAAUGUUUGUCACUACUCUCGGGGGAGGGAAGGGAUACUUUUUUUCAGUCGUCCUCGGUCUUCAGAGUUUCUCAGCCAGCCCGGCUUGAAAUGCUAGAAAAGUCAGUAAUUCCCAGCCAAAGCCUCUAACAAUAAGAAAUUUCCCAGCCAGCUCAUUAGAACACCUAAUAUUUUGCCAGCCAGCAAGAUUCCUAUGGGGAACAGAUAAAGUGAGGAACAGAUUCGUUGGGUGCCCCUGUAUAACGGCCACUUAUCCCGUCCCUAGGGUAGCUCAUGUGUCGUAAAGAAGUUUGAAAGUGAGUAUGUAUUAUAGGGCGGAGUUUUUAGAAGCAACCAGGACGUUUGUCAAAAAAAUGUCCCGCGAUUUUAUUAAUGACAUGCGCGGUUUGGAUAGGAACCUGCUACGCAAACUAAUAAGCGAGCUAAUUGACCACUCCAGAAAAUACCAUAACAUACCAUAAUGCUCUUUCUUUGUCACCCCAAAAUUUUGCUUGAGCAUUGUUUUCAGUUUCUCUCGGGGCCAUUUUAACUCCCAAGAGAAACUGAAGACAAUGCUUACGCAAAAUUCAGUGGGGUGACAAACAAAGAUCAUUAUGGUAUGUUAUGGUAUUUUCUGGAGUGGUCAAUUCAGUCUUAUUGUAGCCUGCGUGGCAGGCGUUUGAAAGGGAAGGGAAAGGGAGUUUUCAGGCCUGGGGAGUUUUAGGUGCGAGAGAAACGCGAGGGGCGCGCGAGGAGGGAGGGAGUGAAACGCCUGCCAGGAGACCAUUGUUUUUCUCGUUUUUAACAUCCACCAGGCGAAUGUUAAAAUCCUGAUUGGUCUGUCUUCAAAACAUGUCAAUCACAGCCUUAAUACCUUAAUCCGAUUGGCUGAAAUCAACAUCACGCUACUGAGUAACUUAACUUUCAGUAAUCAUUUGAAAAUAUGUUGUUAGUGAGGCGUGAUGAGAUCUCUGUAUGGAAUUCAUCGUUUUAGAACGAUUAGAAACUGAAGGCAUCUAUUUCAGCUUGAAAGGAGAAUAGAAGAAAGCAGUUAAAAGACUCGUAUGAAGGAAAAGACCUGUCAGCUAGAUGAGUUGUGCUGACUGGUUUUGAGAAAUCUUGUCUCCUAACGGCUUGUUUUACUCACUAGAAGAAAGAAAGAAAGAAAAAAUGCUGCCUGUGUGCUUGUUAUCUGCUGUUUGACCUCAAACGACUACCACUCAGGCUACGCUUUACCAACGACCGGAUUGUUGAGGACGAAGCGAUCUAUAAUCCUUAGCGAUUUUCGGUUUGAGGACUUCUUCUUGCUGGUUAUAGACGUUAUAAAGCCACCAGGAACUUACUUUAAUAAUAAUAUUGAUUGCAGAAUUAGCCUUAUUGUAGAUCUUUGAAGUUCAGCUCUUCUUUCCCUGCUACCAGCGUUCUUUUGUAUGCUCCGCUGGAUCCAGUUCGAGAGUCAAAGUGGUUGUAAUUUUAAAUACAACCACUUUGUUUGUCGGAGAAAUUAAAAUUUCUCCGACAAACAUUGCAUGCAAGUUGGGAACCAGGUUGGGAAGUCCAACACGAUACCUUCAGCAAAAACGUAAUAGAUUUAUGCCGUAUUUUCUAUAACAAGCCACGCAUGGUUGCGACUUUCUUCCUUCAACGGACGACCGCAUUUAUGCUUUUUUUAAUAGUACCUUUACUUCAGAUUUCUUGUUUUAGGAGAACAAAAGAGAAACAGUACGCGAAAUACGACUUUAAGCGCAUCGCGGCCAGACUUAUUUGACAGCUAGUCAUUCACAGUUGCGUUAUUUUUGCAUACAUAAUUAGUAGGCGGGAUGGCGAAAACAAUGGUUUCCUGGCAGGCGUUUUCCUCCCUCCCUCCCUCCUCGAGCGCCCCUCGCACUUCUCUCGCACCUAAAACUCCCUUUCCCUUCCCUUUCAAACGCCUGCCACGCAGGCUAGUCUUAUUGUGUUUUUAUUUUUAUUGUUUUUAGGGUGUAAGUAAACCUUUUAAUGAAGUUAUAAAACAUUUUGGAGACCCACACGCGUUUGGACAACCUCCAGUUUCUUCUCUGAGGCAGGUAGGAUAAUUUUUUAAAGCUAAAGGUCUUUGUUUUCUGUGCAUAGAUUUGUUUGUUUGUUAUAAUUUUGCUUACUCGCGUCAGUUUCUUAAUCUUUUAUGGUGGUAAAUAACGUUAAUUUAACUGACCCCAGCCAGCAGGGGGCGGAUCCGGAGGGGGGGUUUGGGUGGCUAGCCCUAGGCACCCCCCUUUAAAACAGCCCGCAGAAAAAAUAUAUAUAUAAUACAUGGAAAAACAAAUGGAAAUACGUGGGUUGAAAAAACCUUGUGAAGCCAGCCAGUCUUCCUUCCUUCCUAAAUCGCCAUGUUUUGGGACAAACAUUGGACAACUUAAAAUAAAUUAACGUAUAGUUUGAUAGCCGAUUGGUAUCAUCCACCCCCAUUAAAAGAUUCUGGAUCCGCCCCUGGCUGGAUCCCCAGCUAUGAAGCGGAUUUCAAAAGGUAAUCCGCUGUCCCUUUAGCCACAUCAAGAGCCAUUGUGGCUCUUGGCCACAUCUAAACCUUUAGACCGUUAGUAAACUAAACUAAAAGUCUAAACUUUUGGAUGCCAGGAAAUUUUGUGUCGCACCGCUUGUGCUGUAAGCUUUAAAAUACAAUUGCAGCUUCAACAUCGCCCGUUUAACCCUCGGGUAUUUCAGUGAAUUGUUUUUAAAAAUGACUGUUCAAAUUCCCAACUCCUCGAGUCGAAGUGCUGUUCAAAUGACCCAUAAUUGCUGGUUUUCAGUUUCACGCCAUUCAAAAUAGAUCAAAAUAAAAAACAAAAACCAUUCUACAGAUAAAGUCCAGAAUCUGGGAAAUGAAAGGAGGUAAAUACACAAAGACCCUCGCCAAGAUUUGGGUCGAAGUAAUAAUUCGUAUACGAGAUAUCCGAGGAAAUGUUUUACCCAAAUUUAUGGAGCUUUGUAUGGUGACGCUAUGCUAGAGCUCAUCCGGAUGAGCUCCAACACGGCGGACGGAAACGAACAGAAACAUCUGUUACCGAGUUUUGCUACAAAAGCCCUGAAUUUACUCCUAGAGGAAUUCAUAAAAAUUAAAGUAAUACUUUGUCUAAUACUUGAACUGUUUUGAUAGCAAAAUUCCACGAAAAAAGUCACUUUUUUAAUCUAAAUGACAGCUCUCUCGGCCGUCAUGUAAAUGCUGCGUCACGCAAAAGCUUAGAAAUUCAUGUGUACUCUAUUACAAAACCAGGAACCCUUUUGAGGCGAAAAUUGGUUUGAAAAUUAGUUUUCAGCUGCUCUAAUACACCAUGGAAGUAAAAUCUCAGUAGGAUCGAUAGAUUUGUAAUUUAAAUUUUAGUGACGUCAUGUGAAAACCAACAAUAGGUCCAUUUUAGGUGAUCAAAUACCUCAACCCCGCGGAAAUUUAGAAGGGGUCCUACAUUAAUGAAGCUCUCUAAGCCUAGUCCAAAGACAUAGUAAAGCUUGUGUAAUCCUUUGCUUUUUAACAGAUAGGCCACUAAGCUGCAAUCGUUCCCUUGAGAAUCAUCCAAACUCGCUAUGUCGGCCUCCGCCAUGAUUUAUGACGCCUCUUUAAAGCACCGAUACACAUCAACAGUAAUAGAGGGAAGGUCCAAUUUCCCCAUGCCACCUCUUUGUCCUGUGGACAGUUUUUCCGUUCGGACGGAGGGGUCUAAACAUAGCGAGGAGACGGCGAGGGAAAAAACGGCAGAGGGGAAGUGGGGGAAAGAGGAGGCACCCUCCCUAGCUAGUCCUUAGUCCUCGCUCGCAGAUUUUUCUCCCUUUUUCCCCUCUAUUGAGCGUGGUCCCAGGCUACACUCCGGCCCUUAUGCAUACGGCAUAGGAAUCACAUCUCCCCGAAGCCUCUCUUUGCCCGGGGUAUGCCCGAUGGAGAAGUUGAAGCUUCGAUUUGACCCGGCGAUCCAUAACGUGCAUGCGUUUAUAGAUUUUGAAAGUCAGUUCUUGGGUGAUUGUCAUGGACAUCUUUGCAUUUUUCUUCAAGCUUCUGUCAUGUCUCAUUUGUCCAAGUUUCCUUGAAGAACCAAGCUACCCAAAGGAUAUAAAGGAAAAAGCUCGAAGGAUUCUGGAGGCAACCGAACAUUUCUCAAUAGGUGCCAUUUCUACUUUAUUUUUCUGAUUAAGUCUGUUGCCAUGUGUUCACCAGACUCAGUUUUUGAAAAAAUAUUCAAGCCACGCCUAGUGCGUUCAACCGAGAAAAUAGGCAUUUUAAGAUCCAACGACGCGGCGGCAACGAAAACGUCACUUAAAAAGUGAAUUUGCGAUCUUUCAGGCUUUAUCUCAAUUAUUGCUAUUCACUUACUUUGUCAAAUGUAGGCGAAUCCUCCUGGAGUUGAAUUCCGAGGGACCAUUUCCAAGUUCAGAGAGAGAAAUAAAAUUUCGUCGUUGCUUGUUUACGUACUCCAUAAAACGUGAAAUUAGGUAUUUUCACGUCGUAGUCGUGCAAAAACGGGCAAAGAAAUGUACAAAAAAGCGUUAUGUACUUGCAAAGUUGUUGUUUUUCUUAUAAAAACUAUUGUUUUUUUGACGUUUACGUUCUCGUCGCCGUCGGCGUCGUCGGAUCUUAAAGUCCUUAUUUAGGGAGUUUAAGCAGAGACGUUUUUGAGCGAAGCAAGUCAACCGGAAGUGAGCCUUUUUCUCUUUUAAUAAGCCUUGACGCCACCAUAUUUGUAUUGCCAAGUGUCUUAAUUCUUAUAGAGAUAAUUUUCCCAAAAAAUUGUUCAAAAUCACGGCUCAAGAGUGCAAAAAGUCAACUUCCGGUUGACGUGUGUCGCUGUUACUUAAACACCCUAUUAAUAUGCUGUACAUGUUUACAUGAUGAGGAGGACAUGGUGAUUUACGGUAUUGCGGUAUCGAGCUUUUGCUUUUUCAAGUGGAUUUCGAUAAUUUUUCAAUUUUUCUUACGGUAUUGAGGUAUUAGAAACCCCUAAUGUCCCCCUCCAUGAUGGAAGGGCUGAUACUAGAAUUAUUUUUCUCCGUAAAUCUUGUGCGGUGGAUCUCAGCGAACGUGUAUAGGGUGUUGCCCAUUUAUGCAAAAGUUUCCAUACCAGAUGUAAUUUUCCUCAAAAGUGGGUUGUUUACCAUUUAGAAUUUGUUCCGGACAACCAGGUUAAAAAUCAGAAAUGGAACACGACUUUGUGGGAGCAACGGAACGUCUUUAAAAGUAGUCCUGGUUGUCUCUUUACCAUUUAAAAAACGUUUCCGGUAAAUCGGUUUGGAAAGUAUAAAUUGAACACGAUUUUUUGGGACGUUCAUGGGGGAAGGGGAGGGGAAGGAAGAUUUCCUUCCUUUCUUCCCCAACCCCCUCCCCACUCUUUUAAUUGCGCCAUUUUCAGCGUGGUCUUUGACUCUCGUUUCUCGUUCUUUGCUCCUAAACCGCACGGAAACGCUUGCUACGCAGGCUAAAUGGAAGACACCCUUAAUAUAUAAUGUGCUGACUUAAAUCAUAGUUAAUUGAGUAGAAUGGUUAUGAAACCCGUCAGACUCCUUUGUUAUAUGUUUUUGUGGACCUGAAAGUGCAUAACGUUCAAAAGAAUUCCUAUCAUUUUGAUUGUAUUGACCAAUAAAAACGUUGCAUUAAUUUAUGCCGUAACAAUUUGCCAACAGAAAACAAAGGAUUGUGCACUUUCAGGGUGCUUCCAACAUAAACUGCAGCACUGUUGUUUUUAUCAUUGAUGUUUGCCGCUUUUCAUAACCAGUCUCCUCUAAUAACUAUGCUUAAAUGCCGUGUUAAAUGGUUUGCUUAAAACUACGUGUGAACUAAAAAUCGGUCAAUUUAAUACAAAGUUUAAUUUAUUCCUGAAAUGUUUUCAAUGUAGGUUCGUAUACUGACACUCUUGGAUUAAGAAUUGUUCGAAAACAUGUCGCCCAGUUUAUCACUAAAAGAGAUGGAUAUGCCGCUGACCCAGAUAGCAUCUUCUUGACGAAUGGAGGAACAACUGGAAUAAGGGUUUGUAAUUAACUUUCAUGACUAGUCUAGUACUAUCGCUCUUUUGCGAGGUAGGCUCUAGUUUUCAAAGAGAUCGUAUGCAUUUGAACGGAACUACAAAGGACGAGCUGAGGAUAAAAAGCCGAGAGGAAACUGGGAGAAAGGCGGAAAAAAGGAACCUCUCCCCAGUUCUCUUCUCAGUUUGCUCGCUCUCCAGUCCUGCCGAGCCUCGAUUAGCUCGAUUGACCGAAAAGGGACUGCUUGUAGCUUCUGGAUUGUCUGUAGUCUAAUUCUCUGAAUUUUCUUCCAAUUGCUGCACUUUUUGAUGCAUACCGAAGUCUUCCGCUGAUUUUUCAAGCAAUUACAUAAGUAACGCUUAAGCUGAUGGUGACUUAAACGAUAUUACGCGCGCGUUCUCGCAUUUUGAGCCACUGGCUAGUCUGAGUGGUUUACCUCGCUUGCGACUGACGACUAGUUUGGGUCAAUUUUUAACAUUCCUAAGUAUACCGCUUUAAUGACAAGGUUUAGAUUUAAGUAAACGUAAAUCGUGAUUAAGUCAUGUGAUUUUCUUGCUUCCAGAUUGCCUUGGAAGCGUUAGCAACUGGUUGUUUAUGCAGCGACAAGGACAGGGCAGGACUUAUGAUUCCCAUUCCAGGUUUUCCUCACUAUGUUGCUAGGAUCAAACAGUUCAACAUGUACAAGAUUCCUUACUAUUUAAACGAAGAUAACAACUGGGCUUUAGAUAUCUGUGAACUAGAGAGAGCGUUGGAUGAGUCGAGGCCGCACUGUAGACCGCGAGGCCUGGUACUCAUUAACCCGGGAAACCCCACGGGUAAGAGAUAUUAUGUAACUUUCAUUGCAGCUUUAAAUAUGGCAAGGGAUUUUCCAGUCAUUUUUGGUGGGGGACGUAGCAGAAGAAGAAGGAUUACUUGUCAAAAAGAGGGGGCUUUUUUAAAACUAUAGGGGCGACCCGUGGUAAGCCAUCUCAUUUUCAAAAAAAGGAACCACAGAAACACUAAUACAUAUAAACAACUGAUCACUGUAGGCGGGAAAUAAAUAAAGGUUUUAGAGACUUCUUUUAUCAUUCAAAUAUAGUGAACCUAAGCCGGGAGCUUGUGAAUAUAGAAUAAAGAAUAUCCUUACUUUGACAUCUUAAGCCGUAAUGUAUAAUAAUAGCCGUAAUCAUUUAAUUGGUUGAAGUAGAAUUUAAUUCAUGUUUACAACUAGUUUAGGGAUUUUGAAAUUAGCGUAACAGUGAAAGCAAUGUGACAGUAGGUGUGAGGGGGGCGAGUUACUAUGGAUGGGAAGGAUAAUGGAGAAGAGGGAGGUGAUGGCUUAUUAGAUGGACUACGCGAUUAUCGUUUCUUAAGCAUAGGCUUGUGUAAUAGAGUUUUCGAACAACAUAAGUUAAAAAAAUACAACUAAACAAGCAACAACAAAAGCAAAAAAGAAAACUGACAGCCAGGGAACCCUGUCACUGAGCAAUUCAAAUAAUUGAUAUAUUAUUCGCUUGUUCCUGAACGCGAUUUGUUCAGUUUUGUUAGCCAUUGGCAUGGCCUCGUCAAGUUUGUUCAGACAAAACUUUUUCGGGAAAAAAAGGGAACAUACAGGAACAGUGAAAAUCGAGAAUAAAACAUACCAUGAGGGUCAUGAUUUAAAUUCAUGACCAAACUAUUCUUGCGGCAGACUAUCUAUUCUGGUCACGAAACUGCGAUCUCAGGCCUUAAUUUCUUUUAAAGCUGCCGAGUCAAACUAAAGGCGCGGUCAAAUGUCUUUGCUACAAUAAAAAUAAUAGCCUGUUCCAGCCGUUCAGAUAGUGAGGAGCGGUGCGAAGUAAAAAGGAGUGCGAAAAAAUAAAAGCGAGGGAGGGGGAGAGAUGAGAGAGGGAACGCCUGUAAGAUUUGUUUUAAAUAGACUCUUCCGCCCACUCAAACCGCAUCAGCUGUAGGUGAUCUUCACUUGUCAAUCAAGACUGGUGUCACAGCUCCAUACAUUUAUUAUUUUUCUUGCGAAUAAAUCGAAAUUUCUCAGAUCAAAAACUAAUGAUUAUGUAUACAUAAUCUUACUAAAAACCCAUUGUAAGACUUUCAGACAAUAGAGAGCGGGAGAAGUAUUCAUGUAUAAUGAAUUUAUUUACGGCUUUAAAACAUGAUUUCAGCGUGUAUGUGACAAGAAAUUACGAAUCAAGUGACAAACAAAUAUCGCUCAUUUCGAUAGAAAGCCGUUUCAAUACAAAUCGUUAACUCAAGCAAUGAAAUUAAAAUGCACAACAAUUGAAGGGAAAAUUUACUAUUCGGUGAUUGAGUGGACCUCGUCAACAGCGAUAGCUGCAACUUGCUUUCCAAGCUUUCCUUUUUGAAGUCCUUUUGUCCAUUUCCUAGACAACCACGAUUUGGGACUUCAGUAAACAAUUUCACAGCUUCCACUUUUAACGGCUUCAUCCAUAUCUUCUCCCAUCAUUGCCGCCGCUACUCCGAUUUUGUUCAAAUGUUCCACUUGGUCUUUCAUGAUGGCAAUCAACGGAGUUACCACAACAAUCGUAAAUGGCAUUCUAUCCUGCCUUCAUUCCAACGCACGCUUUAUUCGAGGAAAAAGCUGGAAAAUAAGACUUUUUCCAAAGCCAGUCGGUCUGAAAUUGCGGAGACACCUAUCCUACCGACUACGUGUUUUAAACAGUUUCUUUGCUCUUCGCGUUUAGCCUCUACGCUUGGAAAGUCACUCAGCGCUGUGUUUGUUGCGAGUUCGAAUUCUGCGUGACGGGACGUAGAGUCUGUCAUCACCACCAUAUCGCAUUUCUCGCUGUGAUCGAAGACGCUCCACUGUUGACAAAAACUGUCAAAAUCAACCAAUCAGAGGGAAUACCAGGAUCUGGUAUACCGGAACGCACUUUUGUUAAAAAUUCCUACAAGCGUUCCAGCACCUGUCUCCCCAGUCCCUUUUCAUCGCUUUCUUUACUCCGCACCGCUCUCCACUAUAUGAGCGCUUGGAACAGGCUAUAAAAAUGAUUAUCUCACAACGGUAUGCAUUCUUUCGCAGGUCAGGUCUUAAGUUAUGACAAUAUCAGGGAAGUUAUCAAGUUUUGCGCCCGGGAAAAACUGGUGUUAUUUGCUGAUGAGGUUUACCAAGAGACAGUGUUUACUAACGAGGUCCAGUUUCACUCGUGCAAGAAGGUUCUGAGAGACCUGGGUCCCGAAUACAACAAGUUCCAAUUGAUGUCGAUUCAUUCUGCCUCGAAAGGGUUUUAUGGCGAGUAUGUACAAGAAGAUUUUGCCAUUUCUAAAACCCAACAACGUUCAAUGAGACGUGCGCUUAAACAACCGAAAAUAAAAAACAUUCUAAAACAAAGUAAUAUUCUAGUAAUCAUAUGGGACUCAUGCAAAGUUUUUCUUUUUUUUUUAUCAGAGAACAUUUUAAUUGAUUUUGUCUUCAUUUUCUGAAAUUCUAGCAUCGGUAAAGGAAAAUACAAUACGACUUGGUUAAAAAAGAAAAAAACAAAUAAACAGACAACAAGACUCAUUCAAAAUUAAUUUACGUACACACAAUGGACUCAGAGUUCUGCCGCACCCAGGUGAUAGAUGUUUUCUUGAAGAUAGCCUGUUUUUAAUCUACAACUGUUUUUUUUAGGUGUGGUCUGAGGGGUGGUUACAUAGAGGUUGUAGGAUUUAGCAAAGAGGUUCUAGCUCAGUUUAAGAGGUAUCUCUCUCCACCACACAAGGCUCCAUCAACUGCUGGGCAGGUAUUUCAGCAAAGUUACUAGAGCAAGAAACGGAGGAGGCAGCCUGGCCGAGUGGUUAGACCGUCGGACUUGCAAUAGGCAAGUUUCGUAUUCCCCGACGCGGACGGUUCUGGGACGAGCACGAUUGCGAGGCUAAUGCGGAUCAACUUCUUUACAAAAACAAAAACAAACAUAGGCAAUUUGGCGCCGAGUCGAUGGAAAAUGAUAGAAAUCUAAAAAAAAGUAAGAUCUCAAAGCCUAAACUUUAGCAGUGAGUCAAAGGGAUAGUGUUGCAAACAACAAAAUUGUGAGAAAAGCUGAUCGUACUUAAUUAACACAAGAAAGAAAAAAGCGACGAAGCCAAAACCCAAAAGAAGAAGUAAACUUUUUAAGCUUGAAAAGGAUAACUUGUUAAAAUGACAAUAUUUUAUUCCCUUUUAUUUCUUACUUCUUAUAGUAUUCUAUCUAACUCUUGCGUAAUCUGUAAAAUGGAGUUUAAACUGCUCAGUAUAUCUUCUGUAUAAAACUCUCUGUUCUAGUUCUUGUCGAGUGAAAUCUGCGUACAUUUUUCUUUAUGUGAUUUCAAAUAUUUUGAUAAGUAAUGACUAAGCUAAGUGUAAGCUGAUGUAUAAAUAAACUAAUAAGGUUUUAAUCAUCUUCGUUUAAACCGAAUUAACUCCCUUACAGUGCAAGGAAUUUAUGCAAAACCUCUUCGCCGUCGGUUUAUUUUUCUUCAAAUACACAAGAUUUUGUAUUCUCUCUGUAAGAAAAAAUGUCAAUUAAAAAGAAGGUUUCAGUUUAACUUGCAAGCUUUCGAUAAGGUACCUACAAGGUAUGCCUUAAAGAAGUUUUAACCAUCACUAAAAAAUGUCUUCAGGAUAUAACCUUGUUUAGGGAUUCUGAAACCACCUUCGCAUUCCUAUUUUUAUACCACUACAUGAGAAAUUUCUGCAAUUUGAUUGGCUUAGAGCAGUGGUAUUUCAGCUAAAUUUGAAAUACCAACAUGUGAAAAUUACAAAACCUUUGCAGGUAGUAGUAUAAACAAAUAAUAGCAUGGUUUGUGCGUGAUAUUUGGCAUAAAUACCACUCGUGAUAUUUCAAAAUUGUCCCAAAUUUCACUCGGCUAUCGGCUCGUGAAAUUACGUAUAACAAUUUCGAAAUAUCACUCGUGGUAUUUAUGCCAAAUAUCACUACAAAUCAUGCUAUUACCUAUACAAACCCACUCAUCGACCACUAUUUUGGUUAUUUUCUGGUUAUGCUCGUUGUGUUUCUUGGUGAUGACCAGCUGAUUUUCCUUUUGCUGUUUGAAACAAUGAUUUCUCAAUCUUGUAAGGAUGUAAGUAAGGUUUGAGACCUGCAAAAACCUUUUAACGUUUCAAAUUUUCCUUUUUUCGCCAAUUCAGCCGCAGUUUUCAUAUGUUUGUUUGUCUUCUUGGUGAGAAGUUAGCCUCGCUUUUCACAAAAAAAGGGCUCGUCCAAGGGUCGUCGGGGAAUACGAAACUUGCCUAUUCGGAGGCCCCAAGUUCAAGUCUCGCGCUGGGCCCAUUUGUUCGAACGCCGGUUAAAUGUUAACCAGGGCUUCUUUUUCUUUUUAUCAAAAGCACCCUCUCGGAUGAUUUUCUAUAUAUUUCUGGAGUAUCUAAUCAUCAAAUUGUAGGCGAAGAGAAUUAAACUGAAUUUGUUUUUUAAGCCCUCAUAUCUGAGUUCAAAUUUCGCACUAACCCUGGGUUAUCUUAUUAAACCCACCUUCGAACAACCCGACCCUGACCGCUAGCUGGAUUUGUUCUAGGUAGUCCGGCGUUCAAAUUCUCGGCCAUGCUUGUAAACAGCCAACUGGUUUGUCUCCGGCCAGUUGAGAUUCUUAACCCUGUUAAGUUUAAUUUGAAUUAUUUGUUUCAGGCAUUUGCUCGGCCCCACUAACAUAAGUGCUAUAAGUACUGCAGAGGGUAAAUAACGGAUUCCGAAUUAUUUUUUUUAUUAUCUUUAACGGCUUUGAUUUCUUUGAGGAGCUAGAAUAUAACGACAAUAUAUUUUGCUUCUUAUUAAGUUAUUUUUGACUGUUAAUAUAAGAAGUAUACACAACUUCCCUACCACUGAGAUGUGGUGAGAUUGUCUUAGUGGCCGGUUUUAAGGAGAUACAAAUCACAACCUUUUUUUUUUCUCAAUAAACCUGCCUCGCUUGAUUUUAAGUUUAUGUCUGUUCGGUAACGCAUCAGGGGCACCCAACGAGAAUAUAGUUCAAAACCACUUAAACAUAGCAUUGUUAAACGUAUUUUAGUAUUUAAACGGUAGAUAUUGGUUAGCCCCUAAAAUUUUUUUCAUCUGUUCGGAUUUCCUAGCUGAAAGUCUAGUGAUCCGAAAAUUAUAGGGAUCAAAACCUACCUUUUCGAAAAUUUCAGCCAGAAAAAAGGCUUCCGAAAAUUCUGGGUGACCUUUUUAGGGUAAAAAUCCGUUAAAAGUGAGCAAUUAUGCCAUUUUUUAGACUUUCGAAAAUCCUAGGAGAGGCAGGCAAGCAAGAAAUUUUACGACAAAUGUUCCGAAAAUUCUAGAUCACAAAUCGUCUUCCGAACAGAUAUUUUCCGAAAAUUGACGUUGAGUGCCCCUGACGCAUCUGUUCAAGUCUGCAAAUUAAUAUACCCCGAAUAGCAGAUGUCGUCCGUCGAGGUGUCUUCUUGCUGUUCUUGCCAUGAUUUUAGACAAUAUUUCACCGAGAAACGAGUAAAACGUUUCGCCGACUGUUCAGCCAUUUUGCUCUCAGUAUCAAAACAACUCACGCCAACCUCUUUCCCCGGGGGGGGGUAUUUUUUGGGUGGGUAUGUGCCGCCCGGGACUCCAAAUUGGCACCCCGUUCUAGAAAAAAUUUCCCCUAAAAUUGAUACCCCGUUCUAGAAAUAGGCCAAUUUUUUAUACCCUGUUCUAGAAUUCGCCCUAAAACUAAUACCCCGUUCUAGAAAUGGGCCAAUUUUUUAGACUCCGUUCUAGGGUGCAACAAGAGUACAACGGUUUGAUUGUUAACGCAUUGACCGUAUUUUUAAAAGCAAUCUGUCCUUGAACACUUUCAAAUGGCUGCUUACAAAAGUGGAGAGCUUUCGUGGGUUCGAAAUAUUAUACCCCGUUCUAGAAAACGCCUCUGAAAUGGAUACCCCGUUCUAAAUCAGGAGCUUCAAAAUCACGACCCCUUUGGGCGGCACAUACCCGUAUAGGUAAUGUAUGGAAGUACCCCCCCCCCCCCCGGGCCUCUUCCCCAGGUUCAGUCUCGGUUAAUCAAUAAUAUGCAACUUGGACGACUGCACUUAAGCCUGCGCAGCUGGCUGGAUUCGUGUGCCCGGUGAACGUUUUUGGUGGCGGAGCAGCCAUGCGAGGUGAGAGGGAAAAUCCUGCUUGCCGCAUUUCUUAUGAGUUUGAAUGCCGCCCACUUUUGUGAACUUGUUUGGAACCAUUUGAUUACCCAAUCAUGAAGAGUUAUAUAAUACGAAACUGACCUGCAAACGAGACUGGACAAGCGUAACAAUCAAGUCACGAACAAAACAACUAUUUGUUGAAAGUUAUUUAGGAUCCAGGCAGGAUAUUCUGCAGUUACUCCAAAAUUGAGAAACUAAAUCCUUUAUUAAACGGUCAUUAGCCGCAAUAUAAAGCUUUAUGCUUCAAAAGAGGUCAAAGAAUUCCCUAAAAUGCUUCAGAGGUCAAAUUCUGUCAAAGACAAAAACCACAGGAAAUCAAUGUUGGAAUGCACAGGAAACACAUCGACUUCAUGACCUCUCAAUCGGCAAUUAAGAUAGCAUUUGCUCAGUCGAGAGCAAGAAUCCUUCACAGCAUACUCCACCCGUAUUUCCCCGGGGGGGGGGGGUACUCCCUAAUAUGGGCUAUAUAGGUAUGUGCGGCCCCAAAGGGUAGGGUUUUUCAGCCGUUUUGGUCAUAAAUUGGGUAUCGAUUUUGGCUAUUUUGCCGCCAUUUUGGUCAUAAAUAGGGUAACGAUUUUUGCACUGUAGUCUUGAAUGCACUUUUUUAGAAGAAGCUACUUCCUUAUCAUGUCCCCCUAACCUAAUAAAAGCAGAUAAACAUUGCCUUUAACAUUGGUCUGAACUAGGGAAAUAAUUAUAAGGCAGGUCUGAAACAGGGUAUUGAUUUAAGGGUCAGGUCAUAAAUAGGGUAUCAAAUUUUUGGUUAGGUCAUAAAUAGGGUAGGGAAAAUCGCAGGUUUUGGUCAUAAAUAGGGUAAGGGUUUUGGGAAGCGGGCCGCACACCCCUACCCAAUUUUUCUGCGAGUACCCCCGGGCGUAUUUCUAAGGUUAAGUUUUAAAUGAUUAAGCGCUCUUUUGAUGUUCAGCUCGGAUGGAUCAGGGAGUUUGCACUGCGUGACAAAAGGCAUUAUUGUCUGGUGCGCUUUUGUUAUACAGCCUGUUUCAAACGUCGUGCUACUGCCGUGCUAAGCUGGCUCGACUGUAGCUCGACUGCAGCACGACACUAGCACGACUUGGUUUCAGACGUCGAAUUUAAUUCAGUCGAAUAGAACGGCUGUUGCCGAAAACAAAACACAAAAAUAAAGAAAGGGUUUAGCAAACUUUUAUAUGUAUGUAAUGUAUUUAUAAUUUAUGAAUUGAGUUCGGCACGGCGGUAGCACGACAGCUGGCACGACUUGUUUCAAACGUCGCGCUACUGCCGACUGCUAAAGUCGAAUUCAAUUCGAACAAUUGAGUUCGGCACGGCAGUAGCACGACGUUUGAAACGGGCCUAACUUUCCCUUGGGAGAUAGAAGAGAUAUUAAUGAUCAUUUGAUUGGCGUUUUAUCGCUUCAUAGCCAAUUAGAAACUCCCCUAAGCCUGGCUGCGGACUUUUAAAAAUACCCAAGAAUUGUGGCAGGCGGGACUUCAAAUUGACUUGUACACCCACCCUCCUCACGGCUCCGCCGCCAAAACAAUACAGCACUCCAACGCGCCCCCGCCAGCUAUGCAGGCUAGCCGCACUUUUGACGUCAUUGAUUUCAAUAUGACAAAAUUCUUUCCCAAUUUGGUCAACAGUAGCUCCAGUUUUGAUGAAUUACGCGUGUGUUUUUAGCUAAUCAGCAAUGGCGAAAUAUUUUGAAUGUUAUAUGAUGGCAAUAUUAGCUAACAGCACGCACCUUGAAAAAGGAAAUGAACCUAUAAAUGCAUAGUACCAGCUAAUCUCUUUCUUAUCAUCCGUAGGCUGCUGUCAGUGCAAUUUGUAAUCCCCCUCAGCCUGGUGACGAGUCGUACGAGACAUUUAUUAAGGUAAGCGUUAUGUCAGACGUGUCUGAACUACAAUACAUGGGCUCGGGACCUAGCACGUCCUGCACACUCCAAGACUGGGACGACUGGAGUAUUUAAUUGUCAUAUUUUUCAACGUGACCAAUUCAGUGGUUUCGAGAAUGUUAUUGAAGUGUAUCUGGGCUGUAAUGAGUAGAACAGGCGAUCGUUAUCCUGUGCAAUGCGAUCGGUAUCCUGUGCAAUGUGUGUAAAAAACCGCUUAUUGGGCUUUCGAUCGAGAUUAACCAGAAUGAAGAGGGCUGAAGAACCUCAGCGCAUGCGCGUCAUGUGUCAGUUUUUUGCUUGACUUUCAAGUCUUGAUCCUUAAACUUUUAUCGUGGAGGAGCUUUUGUUUACUUUUCUUCUCACUGAUUAUUAAGCCCCUUGAUUCCCCAAAUUUUGACCAUUACAAUCUACAGGUUGUUAUUUCAGCCAAUAAACACUGCGCCGAUAAAAACAAUAAACGAUAAACUUGUUUCCAGCUGGAUUGUUAGUCAGUGCAAUUCCUUUAGUUUUUAAUCGUGAUCGAAAUUAGAAAAAAGCAAUAUUUUAAAAAUUUUUCUGCAGGAGAAAAUGUCCAUUAUGGAUUCUUAUCAAAGAAAAGCGGGGAUAACCACAAAGAUGCUGAAUUCUCUUAAACACGUGUCGUGUAAUCCUGUAACUGGUUCACUGUAUGCAUUUCCCAAAGUUAUUCUUCCACAAAAGGCCGUCGAAGAGGCUAAGGUGAGGCGUAGUUCCUCGAAACCAAUAGACCUUUUUUUGUUAACUGAUACGGCGGCCAUAUUGAAUUUAUUAGAUUUAAGGCGUUUAAUGGGAUGCCCAGGGAGCUCUUGCUCAGUAUUUAUUCGUGCUUUUCAGGGGCAAAAAGAGAACUUCACUGUAUAUUUCUCGGGAAAAAGGCGAUCAUUAUUACAUCCAAACAAGGCACAGCGAUCUUUUUUUCCCAUUACAAUCUUUUUCUAGGAAACCUUAAAGAAAAUUGGUCCGAAAAGCGCGCGUAAAUACUGAGCGUAAAUACUGGGCAUCCCAUGCAUAAUACUCCUUAAAUCUUAGAAAUACAAUAUGGCCGCCGUAUCGGUAAAAAGGUUUAUAGAGAGUUUAGGUAGUGUUCACGCCAUACUGGAUAGCGUUUCAUCUAUAGCAAAAACAGCAACUGCCCUGGACCAGAACAACCAGCUCACACACAUCGAACAUCGUACCUGAGCGGUUGGUCGAGAGCCAGCUUGGUGAACUAAGUCCCAAGUCUCACUCUUGAAUAUUUAUUUCGUCUCAGUGGGUUCCAGUCCUCGCCACUACGUAUUCACUUCCUCGACGGUCCGAAAAAGUGUACGGGCCAGAACCUAUUCGACAUAUGACGCUCCAAAGUGUUCGAGAUUGGUGCGGCAUAGCUUUGCUCCGUCACAGAAAUUGCGCCAAAAUCGUCAAUCUUGUGUAUGAACGGAACCCCUAUCCGGAACAGUUUUCGCGCCUGCGCAAAAGCUAACUGGUAUAAUGUGAACAAAGCCUUAAGCAACGACCAUGUGACGGCAUCGAGAACGGCAAAAAAGCCUCUGCACUAUAUGAACAACUUCGCACGUGCAUCACGCUUUUUUGUACAUUUCUUUGCCGUCAUUGCACGACUACGACGUGAAGGUGCCUAACUUCACGUUUUGUGGAGAACGUGAACACAUUAAGAAAAUGACGUUCUUUUUCUUUUCCUGAACUUUGAUACAGUCUUUUAGAAUUCAACUUCCGAAAAAUUAGCCGAUGUUUGACGAACUGAACGAGAUGAAAUAACGCGCUAAAGUUUGAAGCAGCGCGAAUUCACUUUUUCAGUGACGAAGCCGUCGCCGUCGUUAAAGCUUAAGCCCUCCCUAUAAAUAUAGAUUCCCUUGAGCUUUAUUCAAAAGCCCACAACGGAAAUGUGCAACCUCAUUCCCAGGGUCCUCUCCAACCUGCAGGGACGGGUAGGAGAGGACCUUGGCAACGAGGUAAGGAAAUGCUUUCAUUUUUUUCAGCUCAAGAAUUGCACACCUGACGAAUUCUACUGCUGGCAGAUGUUAGAAGCGACUGGUAUAACCCCUGUACCGGGAACUUUGUUCGGACAAAAAGAAGGAACAUAUCAUUUUAGGUCAGGACCGUUGUCAUUCGCCUCUCUUUCUUAGUUGUUUUAUAUACGUGUUUCUCUUGUUGGGUGAUGGGGGAAGUCGCGGCGCUGAUGUGGGACGGAGUAAUUGGCCUCUGAAGUUGAACGAGAGACUGGCUCACUAGAAGGAGACUGUUUUGGGAGACACCUUUUUGGCACCUAUGCCGGGUUGUUCAAACCUGGGUGAAGAAAACCCAAGGCUAUUGCGAAAUGUGAAUUCAAAUAUGAAAGCGUAAAAAGCCAAUUCAGAUUGAUUCUUUUUGUCCGCAAUUUGAUGAUAAGAUACUCUAAAAAUGACAGGGAAAUUAUCCAAGAAAACACUUUUGAACAAAAGAAAAAAAAAGGAUUAGAAUUAUACCCCCGGUUAGAGCUAAUCGGCCUUCUAUCAAUAGACCUUUUUAGCUCUAGGUUUUGUUUUCCCAUUGUAGACCACGUGAUUUUACACUAGAGAACUGUUUCUUUCAAAUGACGUCCUAUGAAUGUGCAAAAUACAAAAGGCAAAUUCCCCUGAGAAUAUCACGAUGUCUGAAUUGGAUUAAAAACUGACAAGCUAAAAAGGUCUAUUGGGCCCUGUCCUGGGGUCAAUUUAAUAAAACUUUUACACUUGUAACUUGUAUGUAUACCCAUUGUUUAAGAGUCUGAAAACAACAGUUACACUUGUAAAUUACACUUGUAAAAGAUUUAAAAAAUUGACCCCUGCGCUUCUUCAAAAUAGCCAAUAACCGAAGCGAUCGAAUGUCCUCAAACAGUCCCAUAUUGCUAUUCGGGACAACUUCCGACCCAGCCUCGCUCGUAACCUCCAAAGGUUAAUUCUUAAGGUGCCUCGACCCCGUAUUUUUUAGGUAAACCGUCCAUCUUUGGUCUCUUAGACUUAAACAAAUUUAUCUUUAUUGCAAACCAUUAUAACUCAUGUAUUACACAUGUUGAAAACGUUUAGUUGUUUUCAAUAGCUCCUGCAGUGUCUUUUAUUUAAAAAGUGAAAUAAACCUGACUUUAAUUACUUUUUGGAAGGGCAAAAUUAUUAUAAAUCAGGAUAUAUGUUUGAAAGUCUUUAUUUUUUCUUUGCCGCAGGUUAACCAUCUUGCCAUCUGAGGAAAAGGUAGUUUCCAUGUUCGACAGAAUGAGCAAGUUUCAUGAAGAAUUCAUGCAAAAAUACAGAAAUGACAAGGAUAAUCAACACUAAUUUAGCAAAUAUAAUUCCGCUUGUUAAUUACUGGGCUCCAUGCAACUGUUGCAGCUGGCAUACCUUCAAUCAUAGUUAAGAAAGUGGAAUGGUUUUGCAACCGUGCACAGCGUUCAAUAGCAUUCCUAUCAUUUUGAACUUACUAAGCAAUAGAAACUUUUACAUCGCAUUGAUUUAUUCAGUCACUAUUUGUGAGCCAAAAGCAAAGGAUUGUGCAAGUUGUAGAGCUUCCGACAUAAACUGCAGCACCGUUUUUUUCAUCUUUGAUAUUUACCGCCUUUCAUAACCAUUCUCCUCUACUAAAUAUACUUAAAGGGAUAUUUUUAGUUAUAUUUUUAUAAUUCCAGUUUUUAGCUAUUAAUAGUAAUUUAAUUGGCUAUUGUUCAUGACGAGAAAUUGCACUUUGGGUGAGGUUAAUCUUUGGUCAAACAAGCAAAUCAAUGUAGUGAGUUUCCCAAUGCCCAAUUGCCAUAGGACCAAUCGCCAAAGUAUUAACUUCCAUUCAAUAAGACUUAUUUAUAUCAUUCUUGUUUUUAGUCAUUUGCGGGGAAAUUCUCGGGUUGGGUUAUUACAGUACAGGACGACGAACUGU